Molecule: messenger RNA, 1713 nt
Organism: Gracilinanus agilis (Agile Gracile Mouse Opossum)
Lineage: Eukaryota; Metazoa; Chordata; Mammalia; Didelphimorphia; Didelphidae
Gene: RPS6KB2
Product: ribosomal protein S6 kinase B2
Exons: 14
Coding region: 245-1390 (381 amino acids)
Biological process (GO): protein phosphorylation
Molecular function (GO): ATP binding; protein serine/threonine kinase activity
Source: RefSeq, a predicted model, not a curated record
AUCCGGGAUGGCCGCUGACCUUGGCUUUCUCUCCUAGGAUGUCGACUUGGAUUUGAGGACGGCAGGUUUGGAGCCUGCCGGUCACUAUGAGGAGGUGGAACUGUCAGAGUCCUCUGUGAAUCCAAGCCCCGAACGCAUCGGCCCCCACUGUUUCGAGCUACUCCGGGUCCUGGGCAAAGGAGGCUAUGGCAAGGUUUUCCAGGUCCGGAAGGUACAGGGCACCAACGUUGGGAAAAUAUUUGCCAUGAAAGUGUUGAGAAAAGCAAAAAUUAUGCGCAACGCCAAGGACACGGCCCACACGCGGGCAGAGCGGAGCAUCCUGGAGGCCGUGAGGCACCCCUUCAUCGUGGAGCUGGUGUAUGCCUUCCAGACCCGCGGCAAGCUCUAUCUCAUUCUGGAGUGCCUCAGUGGAGGAGAGCUCUUCAUGCAGCUGGAGCGCGAGGGGAUCUUCAUGGAGGACACGGCCUGUUUCUACCUGGGGGAGAUCACGCUGGCCCUGGGCCACCUGCACUCCCAGGGCAUCAUCUACCGGGACCUGAAGCCCGAAAACAUCAUGUUGAGCAGCCAAGGCCACAUCAAGUUGACAGAUUUCGGCCUGUGUAAGGAGUCCAUCCACGAGGGCUCCGUCACUCACACGUUCUGCGGCACCAUUGAGUACAUGGCCCCGGAGAUCCUCACCCGCAGUGGCCACAACCGGGCAGUGGACUGGUGGAGCCUGGGAGCCCUGAUGUAUGACAUGCUCACCGGAUCGCCGCCCUUCACUGCAGAAAAUCGAAAGAAAACCAUUGACAAGAUCCUCAGGGCAAAGCUGGCAUUGCCAGCCUACCUCACCCCAGAUGCACGGGACCUCCUCAAGAAGUUUUUAAAGCGAAAUCCCAGCCAGCGGCUCGGGGGUGGACCUGGGGAUGUAGCCGAUGUGCAGAAACAUCCUUUCUUCCGCCAUAUCAAUUGGGAAGACCUCUUGGCCCGACAAGUAGACCCCCCCUUCCGGCCCUGCUUGCAGUCUGAAGAGGACGUGAGCCAGUUUGACACGCGUUUCACGAGGCAGACGCCCGUGGACAGCCCCGAUGACACGUCCCUCAGUGACAGCGCCAACCAGGCUUUCUUGGGCUUCACCUAUGUGGCUCCCUCUGUCCUGGAGGGCAUCAAGGAAGGCUUCUCGUUCCAACCCAAACUGCGAUCCCCUCGACGCCUCAAUAGCAGUCCUCGGACCCCCAUCAGCCCCCUGAAAUUCUCACCCUUCGAAGGGUUUCGACCCAGCACCGGCCCAGCAGAGUCCAUGGAGCUACCCCCACCUCCACCUCCACCUCCAGUCAGCUCGGCCCCUCUGCCCAUCCGGACUCCCACUGGCAAGAAGUCCAAGAAGGGCCGGGGUCGUUCUGGACGCUAGGGAAGGGAGGACGUUGGCUGUCCUCGGCUGCCCCCUCGCUACCCUUUAACUCAACCGGAAGCACCCCUUCACCUCUUGGAAAGAGGAUUUCUUGGCAUUGGCCUGGAAGUGCUGUAGGCCCCUUGGGCCAGGCUGGAAAGAGCCAGGGAUAAGCAAAGUGCCCUUGGGGCCUGGGGGAGGAGGGCACCUUCUGCACAGAAUCAUGGGAACUGACUGCUCCAGGACUACCAAACUGCAGCCUCAGGGAGCAGUGAGUGAGUGCCCUUCUCCCAGGCCUCAGCUGCUUGUAUCUUUUAGGAAAUUAAAUGAUCUCAAUCAUGGCA